Helobdella robusta is the source of this 903-nucleotide messenger RNA. RefSeq lists its product as hypothetical. Gene Ontology annotation, biological process: mitotic spindle assembly checkpoint signaling. Gene Ontology annotation, molecular function: ubiquitin binding. The record is from RefSeq and is a predicted model, not a curated record. The transcript has 6 exons. NCBI's taxonomy places the organism in Eukaryota, Metazoa, Annelida, Clitellata, Rhynchobdellida, Glossiphoniidae. The coding region runs from base 1 to 903 and encodes 300 amino acids. Gene Ontology annotation, cellular component: kinetochore; bub1-bub3 complex; mitotic checkpoint complex.
AUGUCUGAAAUAAAACUUUCCAAUCCACCAUCGGAUUGCAUAUCAUCAUUGUGCUUCAGUCCUACUUCAUCCCAGUUCCUGCUUGUUUCCUCAUGGGACAACAAUGUUCGACUUUACGAUGUUAAUGAGAAUGUUUUGAGGACUCAAUAUUCUCACACACAUGCUGUUUUGGACUGUUGCUUUCAAGCUAAAUCUGUUAUUGGAACACACGCCGCUCCGAUAAAGUGUGUUGAAUUCUCUUCUGAACAUAAUGUUAUCAUCACAGGUAGUUGGGAUUCAAAUGUGAAACUUUGGGAUCCCAGAUCUCCUACUACUGUCACCUCAUUGCUUCAGUCAAACAAGGUUUAUACCAUGUCACUAUGUGGAGAUAAACUGAUUGUAGGAGCAGCAAAAAGAAAAGUGUUAAUCUGGGAUCUCAGAAAUACUGGCUACGUUGAGCAAAAAAGAGAAUCAAGUUUGAGGUAUCAAACGAGGUGCAUCAAAGCCUUCCCCAACAAACAGGGAUACGUUCUUAGUUGCAUUGAAGGAAGAGUGGCAGUUGAAUACAUUGAUCAUUCUCCUGAGAUUCAAAAGAAGAAAUAUGCCUUCAAAUGUCACAGAAUCAAAGAGGAUGUGGAAAAAAUUUAUCCUGUCAAUGCUCUGGCAUUUCAUAAUAUACAUAGUACAUUUGCAAGUGGAGGAUCUGAUGGCUUUGUCAACAUUUGGGAUGGAUUCAAUAAAAAAAGGCUUUGUCAAUUUCACAGAUAUCCAACUAGCAUAUCUGCCCUGUGUUUUGAUAACAGUGGAACAGUUCUUGCUAUUGCUUCCUCGUAUUUAUAUGAAGACGACCAAAUGAAACCACCGUAUCCAGAAGACAAUGUCUUUAUUAGGAGAGUUACGGAUCAUGAAACCAAGCCAAAAUAG